CGUAAAAAAAAAUAACAUUUGCUUGGGAUAUAGAUCCUCGUAAAAAUGUCUCAAACAGCAGGUGUAAAGGCCUUUCCUAUCGCUGGUCGUGUGACCUCAGAAAGGGAAAGAUGCUUGGGUAUGACUCCAACUGAAAGGGCUUGGCGGAAGCAGUGGUUACAAGAUCAAAUUCUGGACAAGAACGAACCCCGUUACGUUGAAGAAUACUGGAAAGAACGCACUAAUCCAAUCCGUCGCUUUUACAGAAAGCCUUUAGACACGAUUUUCACCCGUCUCGCGCCUACUAUCGGCCAUGAACGCGCAGUCAACUAUAGAUACAUCACUGGGAAGCUAGGAUUGAUUUUUGUUGGCAUUCUUGGGGCUCACUAUUACUUUAAAUAUAAUGGCAAUGACUGGACAAAGAAGGGUGGUUGGAGAGUACUAAAGACCAAACCUAUGGUUCUCCCAGGGCAAGAAGGUUUCCCUUACCGUUCAGAGCAUACUAAAGAUGCUGACUAUGCCAAUAGGAACUUCAAGAACUCUCCUAUAUAAAUAUUAAAUUUACUUAUAAUUUGUACAUACAAAGAGAAUUA
Molecule: messenger RNA, 572 nt
Organism: Hyposmocoma kahamanoa
Lineage: Eukaryota; Metazoa; Arthropoda; Insecta; Lepidoptera; Cosmopterigidae
Exons: 3
Coding region: 46-531 (161 amino acids)
Biological process (GO): mitochondrial electron transport, NADH to ubiquinone
Source: RefSeq, a predicted model, not a curated record